AUGUGGCAGACGCCGUUUUUUGGUGAGGCAGUGAUUUUGUGGCCAUUUUCGGGCUGCUGGAGGGUUGGGCAGCGACAUGUGGAGCCCCAAGGUUGGCGGAGACAUGCCGAUUCGGACUUUUCCAUUGGUUUUGGUGGACAUACAUCGCCACACCAUUGGACAAGGACUUUGUGGAUUGCCCGUUCCAUGCGUCUUGAUCCCUCCCUCCCGUCCCUCGACAAAUUGCAACCUCGGCACCAAACUCGAUUACUCCUCUUCCCAUCCGCCUGCUUCCCCUUCGGCAACCCAACCUCCCCCGCGAUGGCGGCCGUCGCAUCGUCUAACCGGAACCCCUCAGACCGCAACGCCGACGCGACGCUGCACGUCGGCCAGCUGGACGACAAGGUCACGGACGCCCUCCUGUGGGAGCUCAUGGUCCAAGCCGGGCCGGUGCGCAACGUCUACAUCCCGCGCGACCGCAUCUCGGGCGCGCACUACGGCUACGGCUUCUGCGAGUUCCACACGGCGCUGGACGCUUUGUACGCGCUCAAGACACUCAACAUGGUUUCUCUCUUCUCCAAGCCCCUGCGCCUCUCCCAGUCGACGCUCGACCGGCGCUCGCAAGACGUGGGCGCCAACCUCUUCGUGGGCAACCUAGUCGACGCGGUGACCGAAAAACUGCUCCACGACGCUUUCUCCGCCUUCGGUCCCGUGGUGGACGCGCCGUACAUCAUGCGCGACGCCGUGUCGCAGCAGUCGAAGCGCUACGGCUUUGUCAAGUUUGCGUCCUUCGCCGCCGCAGACGCGGCCAUCGCCGCCAUGGACGGCCAGUACAUCUGCAACGCCCCCAUCUCCGUGCAGUACGCGUACAAGAAGGACGGCCACGCGCGCGAGCGCCACGGCUCGCACGCCGAGCGCCUGCUCGCCGCCAGCGCCGCCGAGUCGGCCGCCGCCAACGCUUCGCGGCACCCGCUGUUGCUCCCACACACCCUCUUUGCCGACAAGCCCGCCUCCGCCGCCCCGCCCGCCCUGCCCGCCCACCCCGCCCACCCCGCUCACCCCCCCGCCCCGAUGCACAUGCCCCCGCUCCCGCAGCACGUGUAUCCAUACCAGCCGCAGACGCACGGGCAGCACAUGCCGCAGUGGCAGCGCGCGGCUUACCCGCCGCAGCCGCCCGCCGUGCCGCCGCAGGGUUAUCAUUAUCAGCAGCCACCCGGGCCGCCGCAGGGGUAUCACGUCGCACCGACCACCCAGUUGGGGUGGACCCCGAAGAGGCCGUAUGCCAAUGGCCCGCCACCCGCGGCUUCUUUUCCACCGCAUGCCCAGCCGCAUAUGCCUUCGCAUGCGCCUUACGGAGUCUCGCAGGCUGCAAUGGCGCAACAGGGCCCUCCUGCAGCGAUGAUGAUGCCACAAGGCGGAACGCCUACGCUUGUGGCCGAUGAAGGCGCUCCGCCGCCGCCACCGCCCAAGACAUGA
This is a messenger RNA of Chondrus crispus (carragheen), 1455 nucleotides long. RefSeq names its product spliceosome associated protein, putative. NCBI's taxonomy places the organism in Eukaryota, Rhodophyta, Florideophyceae, Gigartinales, Gigartinaceae. Gene Ontology annotation, molecular function: RNA binding. Gene Ontology annotation, biological process: positive regulation of mRNA splicing, via spliceosome. The record is from RefSeq and is a predicted model, not a curated record. The transcript has a single exon. The coding region runs from base 1 to 1455 and encodes 484 amino acids. Gene Ontology annotation, cellular component: nucleolus; U12-type spliceosomal complex.